Molecule: messenger RNA, 1653 nt
Organism: Ziziphus jujuba (common jujube)
Lineage: Eukaryota; Viridiplantae; Streptophyta; Magnoliopsida; Rosales; Rhamnaceae
Product: protein RGF1 INDUCIBLE TRANSCRIPTION FACTOR 1
Exons: 4
Coding region: 289-942 (217 amino acids)
Source: RefSeq, a predicted model, not a curated record
AAAGAAUAAUCGCACAUCAACAAAUUUGUUUUUGUUAUCUCCCAGACAUGCCCUUAUUCCUUCCAAUCCAACGAUCCAAAACCCACUUAACCUACCUUCCUCUCAUCUCAGCCGUCCCUCACCCUCUCGUACAUCCUUCUCAUUAUAUAUUUUUAUACCCGCCUUGUCCUUUUUGUUGAAUCCCACAUUGGUCCCCUUGAUCAAAUUUAUGUUACUCUUUCAUCCUCUUCAAUCUCUCUCUUCCCCCCUCUUUCUCUCAAUUGGAUCCCCAUUAUAGCUACUUUGAUAAUGGAGUCAGUUUCAGCACCACCAUGGCUCGAAUCCUUAUUAUCCACAGCGUUCUUCUCCAUUUGUCCGGCACACAGAGACGGCCCCAGAAGCGAAUGCAACAUGUAUUGCCUUGACUGCAACAAUGAAGCUUUCUGCUUUUAUUGCCGAUCAUCCAGACACAAAGACCACAAGGCCAUUCAAAUAAGGCGAUCAUCUUACCACGAUGUGGUAAGAGUUGCAGAGAUUCAAAAUGUGUUGGAUAUAAGCGGAGUUCAAACGUAUGUGAUAAACAGUGCAAGAGUAAUGUUUCUAAACGAAAGGCCACAGCCUAGGAUUGUUGUGAAAGGGGGUUCUCAUUCCUGUGAAACAUGUGGGAGGAGUCUCUUAGACCCUUUUCGUUUUUGUUCAUUGGGAUGCAAGCUUGUAGGAAUAAAGAGGAAUGGCAAUGCAAACUUUAUUUUAAGCACAAAGAAUGAAGAAGAAGUGAGAAGUAGGGAAAGAAUUGGAAGAAGAUUAUUGACGUCAAAAGAAGAAGAAGAAGAACAAGAAGAAGAAGAAUUGCGUGAAGGAGGAGAUAUAUACCAAAGCACGCCUCCUCCAACUCAUAGUUCCAAUAAUUCAAAUUCAAGAAGAAGAAAAGGUACCCCUCACAGGGCACCUUUAGGGUCCUAAAUAUUAUUAUUAUUAUUUAUUUUUUUGGGUAUAGAAAUUGAAAAUUUGCACAUUAUAUCCAGCUCAUUCCUCACAAUACCCCAUGUGGGUUUUGUGCCCCUAUGAUCAUGGGUAAGCUGUCUUAAUGGAGUUUUAAACAGAGAAUCCGUUUGAUUUUAGAGUAGGCAAAAUACCUUUUGGAUUAGAGGCUGGCUUUUUGUUGCAAUAAUGCUGCAUUAAUGUUUGAAACAUGCAAAGGUGUAAAUGCCAAUCUAUACUCACAUGAAACCGUUUAUAUAAAGAAAUAAACAGCUAAGUCCAGCCCCCUUUUUUUUUUUUUUUUUUUGGGGUUUUAGAUAGACAUCAAAUUUGUAAAAAGAAAAAAAAAAAUUACCUGCUUACUAUAUUUCGUCAAAUUAGGGAAAGUUAUACAAAAUUUAUAUAGCAAGUUCUUUAACCAGUAAUGCCUUUAUGUUUGCAAUCUGCAAUAUUGUACCAGGCAAUAAUAUAGGCGCUCCAUUGUUUGAAACUAUACAUAUGCAUAAUAUCCGAUAUUAUUCAUAAAUAAUUGUUCUUGUAUAAUUGUUUAUUGUUAUUUAUUAGAUCUUAAAUUGAUUAUAGGACAAGAUUUAUAAGUUCUGUAUGUCCACGCGCUUUUCUUUUUCUAUUUUUCACUCAAUGAAUUUCCUUGUAACAACAGAUACGGAUAAAAGGACAUAUUUCCUUUGCAAA